ACUUUCUAAUAAAAAAAUUUAUGACAUUUUACAUAAAUCAUCCUAUAUAACAAACAAUUAAAAUUGAUUUUCACUGAAAUUUUAGACAAUCUUAGUCACGUGAUUGAGAAACUCCAAUGAAAUUUUAACCAGUUUAACCUUAACUUUACCGCGUAUUAUGCAUCUAUAAUCAUGGCAUCAGUUGAUUCAGUGUUAAAGAAAAGUUAAAAAUAGUUGAAUAUAUAUUAUUUUACAUUCGUGUUCGUUUAUAGUACGAUAAAUAAUUACUAGGAAUAAUUAUACAAAAUAAUAUAGCAACAGUUAGUAACAGUUAAUAACAGUUUAUUUAGUUUUUCAUACAGGUUAAGUAGGAUCAAACACGUGGUCUAUUCUACAAAAAUUAUUUAAUUUUAUAACAACAGAUAACUAAAAAUAUGUCGUUUCGUAGUCGUGGUGGUGGAGGAGGAUUUGGUAGAGGCGGUGGAGGAUUUGGUAGAGGAGGUGGAGGAUUUCGUGGAGGUAGAGGCGGACGUGGGGGAGGUGGAGACAGAGGUUCAAGAGGAUUUGAUCAAGGUCCUCCUGAAAUGGUAACUCCACUAGGUCAUUUUACAUGGACCGUUCAAGAUGAUCUUGUUGCUAAAGUGGAUAUUGAACAAGUUCCCUUUUUUAAUGCACCUAUAUAUACAGAAAAUAAACAACAAAUAGGAAAAAUAGAUGAAAUAUUUGGUAAUAUUAGAGAUUAUUAUGUAUCAAUAAGAUUAUCAGAAAACAUUAAAGCAUCCAGUUUUGUAAAGGAUACUCCGCUGUUCAUAGAUCCAGCAAAAUUAUUACCUUUACAAAGGUUUUUACCAAAACCUCCAGGUGAAAAAAGAAGAGGUGGUGGUAGUGGACGUGGAAUAAAUAAAGGAUCUCGUGGACGUGGUGGUAGAGGUGGUGGGGGAGGAAGAGGUUCGUUUAGUAGAGGUGGUGGUGGUAGAGGAGGAUUUAGAGGAUCACGUGGUGGUGGUGGCGGAUUUGGACGUGAUUUUAAUAGAGGACGUGGUAGAGGAAAAUGGUAGAUUGUAAGAGAUUUUGAUAAAGAGGCUGAAAUAAAGACAGUAUAACAUUGAUUUUGAUAUAAGAAAUGUAUUUGAAUAAUGUAAAAACAAAAAACAUACAGGAGCAUUUAAAACUUUAAAUAUAAUUAUUAUUCACAUUUGAUUUUAUAAUGUUUAACGAAUACAGUACAGAGAAAAGUAUUUAAUGUAUAUUACAAUACAAGGAAUAUUUUCAUUUGUAUGUACACGUGUUAAUAAUCUAUAUAAGAAAAAAGAUUUAUUAAACUUCAUCAAAUUUGAUAUGUUUCCCUAA
Vespa velutina is the source of this 1329-nucleotide messenger RNA. RefSeq names its product H/ACA ribonucleoprotein complex subunit 1-like (gene Gar1). NCBI's taxonomy places the organism in Eukaryota, Metazoa, Arthropoda, Insecta, Hymenoptera, Vespidae. Bases 414 to 1037 code for a protein of 207 amino acids. Gene Ontology annotation, biological process: ribosome biogenesis; snoRNA guided rRNA pseudouridine synthesis. Gene Ontology annotation, cellular component: box H/ACA snoRNP complex. The transcript has 4 exons. The record is from RefSeq and is a predicted model, not a curated record. Gene Ontology annotation, molecular function: box H/ACA snoRNA binding.